Molecule: messenger RNA, 1994 nt
Organism: Oncorhynchus gorbuscha (pink salmon)
Lineage: Eukaryota; Metazoa; Chordata; Actinopteri; Salmoniformes; Salmonidae
Product: homeobox protein HMX1-like
Exons: 2
Coding region: 410-1291 (293 amino acids)
Biological process (GO): negative regulation of DNA-templated transcription; regulation of transcription by RNA polymerase II
Cellular component (GO): nucleus
Molecular function (GO): RNA polymerase II transcription regulatory region sequence-specific DNA binding; DNA-binding transcription factor activity, RNA polymerase II-specific
Source: RefSeq, a predicted model, not a curated record
UUUGAUUUGUUCCCUAAUUGACCUAAAUAAAGCAUCUGAGAGACGGGGUCCCGUCCAACCCCUCAAUGCAGACUAUCACACAGUGUAUAGUAGGGGGCUCAAAGCGAGUAAUUCUCGUAUUUUUCUGGAGUAAUCUUGCUCGCUGCCUCCACUGUCCAAUCGCAAGAGGCAAUUUUUUUGCUUCGAGUGGAUCGCGCCAUGUAAUUUACAGUAGUAUAUCUACGGAUUCACUCACAUUCUCGCGCUCUAUCUCGAACUCUCAUGGAUAGCUCGACGGACUUCGAGAGAAAGAUUAGGCAUAACUAAGACCAAGCAAAAGAGACACACAAGAAUGUCUAAACAGCACGUAAAUAUUUUGUAAGUCAUAUAUUUAUCGGUGACUAGGUGGUUUGAAGACGACAAAAAAAAUAUGCUUGUUAAGGCACCGGAGUCUCAACAUCAUGGUCCAACGUCAAGAAGCUCGUCAUUUUCCAUUGAAAAUUUACUUCGGUCUACUACCGGGACUACAGACAGGCUGUCUACGACCGAAGAUGAGGGGGAUUGUAAGGAAACGGGACUCUCUUGCAACCAAGUCGCUGUCAUUGAGAGCCGCUGCAACCAAGUGGAGCGUCAAGUGUCUUACUUUGGAUUAAACGCCCAACGCCACUGGUGUGGGACAUCGCCAAACAAAUCUUGCAGUGAUUUACAGAGUCCGCAGUGCCACUCCAGCAACUCCGAUGAUCCCGGAGGCUCUCUAAAAACCAGCAACCGGGAUUCUCCCGCUCUACCGGAGCCGGUGGAAGACAACGACCAACCGGACGAGAGGGCAGAGGGAAGUCUGACAGACGUCAAGGAUGACGAAACAGGGUCUUCCUGCUUCGCCCGGGAAGACAGUGAAACACCUGAUACGAAAGCAGCUUGCAAGAAGAAGACCCGCACCGUGUUCAGCCGGAGUCAGGUUUUCCAGCUGGAGUCCACCUUCGACAUGAAACGCUACCUGAGCAGCACUGAGCGGGCGGGGUUAGCCGCCUCUCUACAGCUCACCGAGACGCAGGUCAAGAUUUGGUUCCAGAACCGCAGGAACAAGUGGAAGAGACAGCUAGCCGCCGACAUUGAGGCCACGAACAUCUCGUAUUCGACUCAAAGGAUUGUCAGGGUUCCUAUUCUGUACCACGAGAACGCAGCACCUGGGACACUGAGCGCAAGCCUGGCACAGGUGUCGCCACCCUUCUCGAGUACUGUGAAUUAUCCCGUCUCCCAGUUCACCCACCCCAUGUCUUUUAUAAGAUCACAAAUCACAGGCCUUGUGUGAGACACACAUUAUUGGUGUAUUAUAUGGAAUGAACUUAUUGGACAUGGUAGAGCAGCGUUUACCAAACUCGGUCCUGGGGACUCCAAGGGGUGCGCGUUUAGAUUUUUGCCCUAGCACUACAAAGAUGAUUCAAAUAAUCAAAGCUUGGUGAUUAGUUGAUUACUUGAAUCAGUUAUGUAGUGCUAGGGCAAAAACGAAAACGCGCACCCAUUGGACUCCCGAGGUGUCCGCGUUUGGAUUCAUUGCUGACGGUGACUUUAUUGCAAGUCACCAAAAUCACAGCCACAUUCAUAAGGCAACAACACUUUGACCAACCUGUUUAGUCUAUAGGCCCCAACUUCUCUAUUUUAAUAUGCAAGUUGCAAUUGCCAUGUAUUUUUUUUGAUUUGAGUGUGUACAAAAUUUGAAUCCCUCAAGCCAGACACUAUUCUACAUUUGGGGGAUGUUAACUUAAGCAUAUAUCAUUAGAUUUAUAUAAUUAUUUACAUGGAAACUGGAUGGAAUAUUGUCAAGGGUUAGUCAACCAGUUUGUGUGUUUGUAUUCUUUUUAAAUGACAAAAUUUGUAACCUGUAGAUAGACUUUUUACGAGCAUGGAGUUACGGGGACUGUAUUAUUUUACAUUUCUUAGGCUAUUUAAAGUGGGUUUCAUAUGACAUUUUGUACACGAGUUGUCCGAUCAAUGUAAAUAAAAAUGUAUGAAGU